Calypte anna (Anna's hummingbird) is the source of this 5379-nucleotide messenger RNA. RefSeq names its product multivesicular body subunit 12B (gene MVB12B). The transcript is spliced from 11 exons. Bases 214 to 1083 code for a protein of 289 amino acids. Lineage: Eukaryota; Metazoa; Chordata; Aves; Apodiformes; Trochilidae. Gene Ontology annotation, cellular component: ESCRT I complex; late endosome. The record is from RefSeq and is a predicted model, not a curated record. Gene Ontology annotation, biological process: virus maturation; regulation of epidermal growth factor receptor signaling pathway; viral budding.
CCGCGACGGCCCCGCCGGGCGAUGAGGAGCUGCUUCUGCCUGCGACGGGGGAGCCGCGAUCCGCCGCCCGCCGCCCGGGCAACAGGCCCAGACCUGCUCUUUUUUACUGCCUGCAGCACGAUGUUUGUUCAGACUGGGCACUGUGAAGUGUAAACCCAGGUCCUACUGGCACCAGCACUCACCUCUGCCUUUCUAGAAGCAGAUCAGUCCAUAAUGCCUGAAGUGCGAGACCUCUCAGAUGCCUUGCCUGACUUACCGAUGGAUCCCAUCACGGGGGUCGGUGUGGUUGCAUCCCGGAACCGAGCACCGACAGGUUAUGAUGUAGUUGCACAAACAGCAGAUGGCUUGGAUGCUGACCUCUGGAAAGAUGGCUUAUUUAAAACCAAGGUCACACGAUACCUGUGCUUCACAAGAUCAUUUUCAAAAGAAAAUAGUCAUUUAGGAAAUGUCUUGGUUGAUAUGAAGCUCAUUGAUAUCAAGGACACUUUACCUGUGGGCUUUAUCCCCAUCCAGGAGACCAUCGAUACACAAGAAGUAGCUUUCAGAAAGAAGAGGCUGUGCAUUAAAUUCAUCCCUCGAGAUUCUACAGAGGCAGCGAUCUGUGACAUCAGAAUUCUGGGUAGAUCUAAACAAGCCCCUCCUCAGUACACGUUCAUAGGGGAGUUGAACAACAUGGGUAUUUGGUAUCGGAUGGGCAGAGUUCCACGCAACCAUGAAUCUCCACAGCCUGCCACCCCUCCAUCCCAGGCACCAUCUUCAACACCAGCUCCUAACCUGCCAAGGCACAUCUCGCUGACGCUCCCUGCCAGCUUUCGAGGGAAAGGUCACAGCAGUCGCCUGGACUUGGAGCAUCAGCACUCAAAUUUGUAUGCCAUAUCAGCCAUGGAUGGAGUGCCUUUCAUGAUUUCAGAGAAGUUUGCCUGUGCUCCUGAAGGGAUGCAGCCAGUUGAUCUCUUAGGCAUCACAAUCAAAACCCUUGCAGAAAUUGAAAAGGAGUAUGACUACAGCUUCCGGACGGAGCAGAGCGCUGCAGCCCGCCUGCCACCCAGCCCCACGCGCUGCCCACCGGUCCCGCCAUCCUGAGAGGGCUGCCGGCACUGGAGCAGGCCUGUGCGUGCAUACUACUGAGUGGGAUGCGGCGUCAGGGCCGCCCCGCAGACCCCUGCUCUUCCGGCCACCACCACCCUGUGCUGCACCACCUCCUCCUGCACACGCCGCUCCAUGCCUGGGGACUGCGCAUUCUUCUGGCAGCUGCUCCCCGUCCCCCCUGACUGCUGCGGACACCUCUCCAUGUGAGUACAUGGCUGAGAGCUUGACCGCAGUCCCCUCUUGUCCCCACUUCAUGAUCCCUGCUACAGGACAGUCACAAGAACCAGAGCUGUCACAAACUGCUGCAAACAGUGAGCUGUGAGCUUGCCGACCAUCCAGAAAUGCUCAGCAGCAAGCCUUAACAGUCAAGAAUAGUAGAAGAUACAUCUGGCCGUAGUGGUGCCCUGUCUGCCUCCACCGAGGUCCAGGCACCCCACAGCUCCACCACAGCCAGAUCAACCCCAGACUGGGAUCACAUUUUUGCUGUAGGCUGGCACAAGUGGAGUCAGUCACCCAGAACUGUCUUGAGCUCUGCCCCCAGGCCUUGGUGGGGGUGAGGGGUGCAGAGAGCACAAGUUGCGCUGUAGUUUCCAAGGUGAAGCACCUCUGCUCUGCACAGGGGUCCCUCUGUCCAUCAGGACCUCGAGCAACAAAUAUCCUGUAUUUCUUUCUGGGAUGGAUGCUGGCAGACCCCAGCAGUACCCCGCAGAUCCCUGCCUGAGCAACCUGCCGAGCUGGAGCCCUUCUGACAGUACAGAUGCUGUCAUCUGCCCUAGGCUUUAGGCAGUUUUCUAGUAUCUGCCCCACUAGCUGCUAAAAUGAGAGAUGUGCCUGUUGCUCAUGCAGUGGCGGGAAACACUGAACUCUGGCAUGGUGCAGGGUGAGAGUGGGAUGCAUUAAACCCUGACCUCGGCCUCCAUGUGAUUGCUGACCUUAGCUCGCUCCCCAGUCACAUGCAUGUCUUGGAGAAGUCUGUUGCUGUAAUAAGUUAUUUAGAAGUGCCCGUCUGACUCCAUGCUGCUUUUUCAAGUCUCUGCUGUAGAACAAAGCUACAUCAUGGCAGCAAAAUAGCAAUUUUUAAGUAAGUGUUAAAACGUACAACUUUUUAUAUUGUAAAAUACUGAUUACCUAACCCUAUUGAAAUGCAAUUGCCAUAGCAACAAGUAACAAACAGUGUUGUCGCUCUCAGUCUGGGUCAUAUGUAUGCCCUGACCUGCUUUGCACUGCUUUUGAUUGAUCUUGCGUUUUCUAGUUGGACUGAAUGGUGACUAACAGUAAGUUUUGUACUGUCAGCUUGUAUUUUUUGUUUGUACAUAUGUAAAAUAUUUCUUGUCCAAAGAUGCAUUUCUGGUUUUAAGGCACCAUACUGUACUACCGAGAUAAUGAGCACAAAAUACCAUAACAUUCGGGACAGACCGAUUCAAAGUCUUUGCUUCAGCUUCUUUCAAUCAGGUAAAUCAUUUUCUGUAGCUGCCUCUGUAAAGCAAGGCUGUGCAGUUGGAAAGCAGAGGCCGAUUUGGUUGCAGGUGUGUCAUGUUUGGGCACAAGAAUUAAAACUGUGCCCUUUGCACCAGCUUUGGAGAUGUGGGUGAACCCCUGGAAGUGCUCAUUUAGUUGGAGGUUGCAGCACCAUGUUUAGUUCUUAUUUAUCCUGCAGGAAAGCAAAGCCAGACCUCACUGCCAAGCUUCACAAAGGCUAGAUUGAUGAUGCCGACAUCAACAAAUGAACAUACCAUGGCAGCCUGGUCAUUUGGCUCAGGUUCACUUGAAGUUCAAAUCCACUCCAUGCUGUAGUACUGUGCCCAUCUCAUCCAUCUUCUGUGUUUCUGUGUUUCUGUUUUUCUGCUUGUAGUUUGUUCUGUACUUUUCUGUGGCAUCCAUUUAUAGCUUCUCCUGCGGCUUAGUGGACACCACAGGUAGGUGGAAGCUGCCGGCAGAGAUGUGUUCCUCAUAGCUAUGGGAUGAAGGUGCUGCAGAGAGCUGCCUUGCCCUCCCCUGUUGCUGGUGGAGGAGGAGUGAGGGCUGCAGACUGGUGCAGGGCAGCCAGGGAGGAAGCUGCAGAGCUCCAGGGGCAGUUCCUGAUGCUGGGAGAUGAGAUGAGACUGCCCCUUCUCAAGCCACAUCUCCCCAUGCUGAGGGCUGGGCUGACUGCACCACAGCUGGAGCGCUCAGGGAGGAAUGGGUUUGGAUGCUGCUGAGCCCCGUGUUUAGUGAGGCACUCCCUGGGUAUGCUGGAAAAAUGGGCAUAUUGCAUUGAGUCCUUUCCUGUGAGAUUUGGCUUAGAGAGCAUCAGUAAAUAUUAUUGGUGCUUUAAUAUUUAUAGCAAUAGUUACAUUUGCUCAGCCUUCUCAGAGGUAGUGAGCUUUCUGUUCAGUGACCUACAAGAAACACUGUAUGUCUUGAAAUGCUGACAGGACAAACAGCUGGGACAGGCAGCAGUGAAACCUUCUGGAUGUGUUUAUAUAGUUGGGUCUUACUCUUUCCUCUCUCACACUGGGAUAGCAAAGCUGCUUCCAGGGUGCAUCUGCAAAGAAACUUGAGUUUGGUUUGAUCUUCCCAGUGUGUUUCUGCACUGUGGCAUGGCAGGGAUGCCAUGUGCUGAAGGCGUAAGUAGUACAGAUGCAGUUCUUGUGGUACAAGCACAAUAGAGGUGUUGUGAGCAAAGAGCUGCAGCUGCUGAGCACCAGCUGAGCUCAGACAUGCUACCCAGCAGCUGGAAAACUGAGCAUUUCUGAAAGGAGAGGGCUCAGGGCCAGUGCUUGGAAGUACAGCCAGACACAUGGUGCAGGGUGCUGGACUCUAUGUGUCGCCUUCUCAGUCCACCAAUCAUAGGAAACUUUUUAAUGGCAUCUCUGGAUUUCCAGGAUCUUGGGCAUCAGGUCAGCAUUUCCACAGGCAGGUUUUAUUUGCUGUUCUGUAACUUUUGUACUUAGAGCAACUCAUUGCAAGGCUGGUCCUUGUGUCCUUACAGCAAAGUCCUCCCCAUUGACAUGUACCAUAGCCAGUACCAGCAUCUCUUCUGCAUCUUCCUCCCUCCCUGCCCAAAAAACAACUGUGGUAGCAUUGGCCCAGGCCAUAAAUAUUGAGGGAACCUGAUGCUGACAGCUGGCAAUGGAGAAGCCUUCUGGAGCAUAAGGGGAGGUGAUGAGUCAGUGGAAAGCAACAAAAGUGAAUUUGCAGAGCUUUACCAGAUGUGCUUGGCUACCUUGCCUCUAUUUCUAGAACAAAACUAGUCUCUAGGUAGCUUAAUCUUGUGGCUGCUGGAGAAAUUAGUUUGCCAAAUUAUCAAGUGUCUGCAGCAGAGACAGAAAAGCAGCAGUGCAGGGUUUGCUUACUGUAAAAUACACCUUCUGAUGUGAAUUAGUAGUGACAUGCUGUCUCCCAGAUUUUUCAUGGCAAAGAGUGGGUAGCGUGCUGGGACAACUUGUGGGCCAUCCAGGCCAGGCUGUGCUGUCUACUGUGUUAACAAUGAAAGGCAAGAAACUAGUCCAGAAAGUAAUGUAGAGUGUGAACUUUGUGACAAAAUUCAAAUGUGGACAGUCGUAGCAGGUGUCUUCCUCUUGGGAGCAUCUUGUAGCUGUAGUUUUGUAGGAAUAAACUUUGUCAAACUUUUUCCCUUUGGAUGUGGCCGAGUUUGGCCACGGCAUUUAUAGGAGAGGAUCCCCCGUCGGCCCCCUGUGUCGUACCAAGUAUUGGUAGUCUGUAGCUCUGGGCUUGUUUGGUUUCACACCCUCCCCUACCCCACCACUUUCCUGAGAGGGGAGAGCAGCCCCUGCAGAGCCCUUCCUUCUCCUCCCCAAGGGCUCUCUGCAUGCAGAUAAUUACCUCAGCCUUCCAGCCUUGGCAAACAGCCGGGGACCUGCCGGCAGUCAGUGUGUUAUCCUGAGCCAUCAAACUCCAACAGCACUGGGCAGGGAGGGUGCUCCUCUGCUCACAAAAAAAGCUCAGUAAGGUGCUGCUCAAUUCAUUCAGUACAGGGAAACCAAACAGUUUGGAUAUUCUGGUUGUUUAUUGUGAAAUUGUUUCUUAACAGCAACGGUCAUAAAUGUCAUCAUGCAAAUGGAAAAGAGAAACCUUUUAUGCAGUUGCAAAGUGUUUUUCUAAGAUGCUAUGCAUUUUGUUGGGUUAUUGAAAGUGAAUUUACUGUGCAUUAAUCUUAUGAAUGUUACUACAUUUUAUAUUUAUUUUAGAUGACCCUCCUGUAUUUUACAAAGGGAAGUUUCAUUGUGUGAUAACUUAGUCUGUAUUCUUAAUAUAAUUUGUUAAAUAAAACUUGUUUUAAUCGGUUUA